AUGGCCGGCAAUUAUAGUGCAAGGAUAGUGCGCACCGUCCGGAUGGCGUUUGCUGGGACAAAUAUCAGUUUGUCCCAGCUGAUUAAAACGCAAAAACUGACGGAGCGUAUAGACGACCUAAAGCAGAAAAUCGCUGCUUGGAAAAUACAAUUAGCAAUAAUAACAGAAAUACAAUUAGCAAUUAGUAUUAAUAACACUAAUACAGAAAUACAAUUAGCAAUUAGUAUUAAUAACACUAAUACAGAAAUACAAUUAGCAAUUAGCAUUAAUAACACUAAUACAGAAAUACAAUUAGCAAUAAUAACAGAAAUACAAUUAGCAAUUAGCAUUAAUAACACUAAUACAGAAAUACAAUUAGCAAUAAUAACAGAAAUACGAGUACAAUUAGCAAUUAGCAUUAAUAACACUAAUACAGAAAUACAAUUAGCAAUAAUAACAGAAAUACGAGUACAAUUAGCAAUUAGCAUUAAUAACACUAAUACAGAAAUACAAUUAGCAAUAAUAACAGAAAUACGAGUACAAUUAGCAAUUAGCAUUAAUAACACUAAUACAGAAAUACAAUUAGCAAUUAGUAUUAAUAACACUAAUACAGAAAUACAAUUAGCAAUUAGUAUUAAUAACACUAAUACAGAAAUACAAUUAGCAAUAAUAACAGAAAUACGAGUACAAUUAGCAAUUAGCAUUAAUAACACUAAUACAGAAAUACAAUUAGCAAUAAUAACAGAAAUACAAUUGCUUAGUAUUAAUAACACUAAUACAGAAAUACAAUUAGCAAUAAUAACAGAAAUACAAUUAGCAAUUAGUAUUAAUAACACUAAUACAGAAAUACAAUUAGCAAUUAGUAUUAAUAACACUAAUACAGAAAUACAAUUAGCAAUUAGUAUUAAUAACACUAAUACAGAAAUACAAUUAGCAAUAAUAACAGAAAUACAAUUAGCAAUUAGUAUUAAUAACACUAAUACAGAAAUACAAUUAGCAAUUAGUAUUAAUAACACUAAUACAGAAAUACAAUUAGCAAUUAGUAUUAAUAACACUAAUACAGAAAUACAAUUAGCAAUAAUAACAGAAAUACGAGUACAAUUAGCAAUUAGCAUUAAUAACACUAAUACAGAAAUACAAUUAGCAAUAAUAACAGAAAUACAAUUAGCAAUUAGUAUUAAUAACACUAAUACAGAAAUACAAUUAGCAAUUAGCAUUAAUAACACUAAUACAGAAAUACAAUUAGCAAUAAUAACAGAAAUACGAGUACAAUUAGCAAUUAGUAUUAAUAACACUAAUACAGAAAUACAAUUAGCAAUUAGUAUUAAUAACACUAAUACAGAAAUACAAUUAGCAAUAAUAACAGAAAUACAAUUAGCAAUUAGUAUUAAUAACACUAAUACAGAAAUACAAUUAGCAAUUAGUAUUAAUAACACUAAUACAGAAAUACAAUUAGCAAUAAUAACAGAAAUACAAUUAGCAAUUAGUAUUAAUAACACUAAUACAGAAAUACAAUUAGCAAUUAGUAUUAAUAACACUAAUACAGAAAUACAAUUAGCAAUUAGUAUUAAUAACACUAAUACAGAAAUACAAUUAGCAAUUAGUAUUAAUAACACUAAUACAGAAAUACAAUUAGCAAUUAGUAUUAAUAACACUAAUACAGAAAUACAAUUAGCAAUUAGUAUUAAUAACACUAAUACAGAAAUACAAUUAGCAAUUAGCAUUAAUAACACUAAUACAGAAAUACAAUUAGCAAUAAUAACAGAAAUACGAGUACAAUUAGCAAUUAGCAUUAAUAACACUAAUACAGAAAUACAAUUAGCAAUAAUAACAGAAAUACGAGUACAAUUAGCAAUUAGCAUUAAUAACACUAAUACAGAAAUACAAUUAGCAAUAAUAACAGAAAUACGAGUACAAUUAGCAAUUAGCAUUAAUAACACUAAUACAGAAAUACAAUUAGCAAUAAUAACAGAAAUACGAGUACAAUUAGCAAUUAGCAUUAAUAACACUAAUACAGAAAUACAAUUAGCAAUUAGUAUUAAUAACACUAAUACAGAAAUACAAUUAGCAAUAAUAACAGAAAUACAAUUAGCAAUUAGUAUUAAUAACACUAAUACAGAAAUACAAAGUAACUACCUAUCUCACUUUUAG
Molecule: messenger RNA, 2130 nt
Organism: Parnassius apollo (apollo)
Lineage: Eukaryota; Metazoa; Arthropoda; Insecta; Lepidoptera; Papilionidae
Source: the annotation of a GenBank genome assembly